Molecule: messenger RNA, 1361 nt
Organism: Lepisosteus oculatus (spotted gar)
Lineage: Eukaryota; Metazoa; Chordata; Actinopteri; Semionotiformes; Lepisosteidae
Gene: pth2
Product: parathyroid hormone 2
Biological process (GO): neuropeptide signaling pathway
Cellular component (GO): extracellular region
Source: RefSeq, a predicted model, not a curated record
CGCUUAAAGAAAUACAUAUACACAUGCACAGAAAAACAAUUCUUUUAAUCUCAUUCUCCCCCGUCACCCCAUCCUUUUUGACAGAUGUGUGGUAUUUUGCCUAUAUAAGAGGCGCUCAAAAAUGACAGUUUCUUCACUAGGUACAGCACCUGGCCAGCACUUCAACAGCUUAAUUUGGAAAGCUGGGGACAGGUUUCACUUCAAAAGAUUAUGAAGCCAGUUUCCCCACCUCGCUCAGCAUUCCUUUUCCUGGCUCUUGUUGUCUCGACCUUGCUGCCUUCUGGUUACACUCUUCCUCGCCUACGCAGCCUGCGCAGUACCAGACUUGCACCUCCUCGAAUUGGUCAGGAUGAUUCUUCCAGAUUCCGUCCACAGUUGGAAGUUCUCUACCCUUCUGUGUCUCUCCGUGAUUGGAGUGUCCAGAUGAUGUCAUCUCCAGGAAUCUCUGACCCCCAGCCUAAAUCCCUGCGCCUACCAGGAAGGGUUUGGCUUCCUUUCAGCCAAUCAGAGAUGGAAUCCCUUGCUCAGGAGGAGGAUCUCAACAAGAGCUGGCCUUUGCCUUGGUCCCAGCAGAUGGCCAAUGAGGAGAAGAGGAACAUAGUGGUAGCAGAUGAUGCGGCAUUUCGGGAAAAGAGUAAAUUAUUAACCGCUAUGGAACGACAAAAGUGGCUCAAUUCUUACAUGCAGAAACUGCUUGUGGUCAAUUCCCAGUGAGAAACUCCGGUUUAAUAAAAUUGAUUGAAAAUGUUCAGCUCUUAUUCAGUUUGUGUGCAAUGUCAUUUAAAACUAAUAAAGUGUACAAUUUAGUUGCUUAAUGACAUUUUGCCACUUACUGUAUGUGUACUUCCCUGUUUUGUGUAGGGGUCUUAUAUAAUUGAGGUCAAAAUUACAAGAUAAUCUGGUGAUAUUACUGAAGUAUAAAUAAUAACUUCAUCUGAAUGUGUAUCUCAAAAGAAUAUGGGUCAGAAAAUCCUUCUUUAGAAUUUCACUAGAAACUUUUCUCAUAAACAAUACUGUUUACCUUUAUGUAAUCACAGAUGCAUAUACUGUAUCAUGAAACAUAUUCCCAUGUUUUUACCCCCUUUCUCUUGUUACAUAAUGCGAACAUCUUACAUAAUACGAAUUGGCAUGUUUUUCUGUGUCUCAUCAAGUUCAUCCUACUGUAUAUAUUUUCAAUGUUUUUGACUUGUGCUGUUUUUGGUCAAGUGCUCAUGUGUAGUUACAUGUGAUGGAGAAUAAGAAUAUGACUAUAGCCUGCACAAUUCACUGUAAGGAAAGUAAUCUAUUGCCUUAGAAUGCUGAAACUGGCUCACUAUCCAGACUUUCUUCACUAAUAAAAUGUCCAAACUAAUAAAAUCCUA